Messenger RNA from Pseudo-nitzschia multistriata, 977 nucleotides. The record is from the annotation of a GenBank genome assembly. NCBI's taxonomy places the organism in Eukaryota, Bacillariophyta, Bacillariophyceae, Bacillariales, Bacillariaceae.
CGAAGGAUGAAUCGAUCAAUAGCAGAAAAUUUUCUUGACAGCGAAGCAUUUGUUUUAGAAGGAACUGUGUACGACAAUACCACCUGCGUGAUAAGAAAUUAAAAGAGCCUGUCGACGUUUCCCUAGCAUGGCAACCAUCAAGGCAAUGUUUUCUUUUGUUGCGACAACACAUCUCGACGACUUAGAAGACGAGGUUCUCGAUGAGGCUGUUGAGGAAACUCCGUUGCUUCCGAAAUUGGAAAUAGAAUCCAUAGGAUACUUGAUGAGCGUCGAUGACGAAUUCGAGAGAGAGAAUAUCGACAAUCGAUUGUCGGGUUUGUCCGACUGCGCGAGCGACAUUAGUGCAGAAGAUACUUCCGAUUGCAAGUUUCAUCUUGGAGACGAUCGCGUGAGUAUACAGAACGUUCAUGUCAGUCCAAGACGAACUCCAUCCUACGAAAAUUUUGGGGUAGUCUACAACCAGGUACCAACUCAAAUCAGGGAUAACAGGAAGCUUGUUGUCGAUUUGAAUCUUCUUGAAGCGGAAAGAGGAAGGCUAUACCUUGCCGAACAAUCUUUUUUCAACGGCAAAAACCCACCCAAGUAUGCUAUAACAAUCCGACCCAGUCUCUACAUGCAUAUCAUGAAUGACAUCAAUUCUUCUUUCACUUCUCCAUGCGGAUUGUAUUUUUGUUGCCAUGGUGGAGACGGAGCCCAUACCGGUGUAUCUACUGACGAUUUUGUUCACAUUCAGUUGGCGUGGGUGAUAGUGAUUUUUGUCUUGGCUUUGCUAUUGAUAGUUGAAUUCACCUCAUCUUAGCUGGAGAGGCAAGCAUAUGUAAUCAAUUCAUAUUGGUGGUGUGCUGGAGGCCUUCACCCCAAGAGUAUGAUUGUCCUUGGAUAGAUCAGUGCAAUGACCUUCCUAUUUUUCUGUAUACUUGUGCUACUAAAAUUAAUGUUUGUUCUAAUAUAUUGAUUAAUAGAUCUUAUGUAGAAUU